CACUCUCUUUUCUUUUUUUCCUGAAAGUUCAUCCUGAAAGUCUUUGCUAAAAGCCAUAAUUUUAAAAGAGUGGAGGCCUCAAUAUCUUGUGAAAUAUGUGAAGCCACAGGGGAAAUGAAGGAACCACUGAAACAAUGUAUAGCUUGGCUUCAAGCUUAUUUCACUGAGCCCCAGUUAAUGCUGAAACUUCCAGUGCCUCCUUUUCACCAUCAACUCCUAGAACAAGCUUCAUUCACCAGAGAUGUGUUGUGGACUCUGCUGAGAGAUGUGAAAUUUGGAGAGGCAGUUUCUUACAAGCAAUUAGCAGCCCUGGCAGGCCACAGCAAAGCAGCCAGAGCUGUGGGUGGAGCAAUGAGAAGAAAUCCUGUCCCUAUUAUAAUACCGUGCCACAGAGUGAUUUGCAGCAGUGGACAGCCUGGCAACUACACGGGAGGAAGUCAUCUGAAAGAGUGGCUUUUGUCACAUGAAAAGCUUCAGAAGGAAAAGUUAACGUAUUGAUGCAGUUCAGGUACAGCUGUUACAGAGUGAAACCAGCACAUGAGCAAAGAUACUUUGCUUAUAACAAGCUUUCCAAACACACAGUAGAAUUCAGGGAAAUGGUAAAUAUUUGAGUGACAUAUAAAUAUAAUACAACAUCCGAAGCGAAAUGUGUGGUGGCACUACUAUAUUAAAAAAGCUGAAUGUGUCCUAGGGGAUACAGCUUGUAUGCCCUUUCUUGUUUUUACAUUUUGCAGCAGAAUGAAUACAGCGGACUGAGCCUGUUGUGCAUGUAUUUUGUUCCCAUCUCUGGUGCUGUUUUGUUCUAUUUUUAAUGUCCAUUAAAGCAAGGAUAAGGGAGUGGGAGGGACAUGGCAAAUGUUCGAUGGAACUGCCCCUCUAAGGAAGCAUCUGGCUCGCAGAGGGGACAACCGGGAAUCUGCUGCCUUUGCGUGCAUUCGGAGAACAAAAUUAAAGGCAGGAGCUUACACACAAACACAUACACAGAGACCUCCCUCUCCCACUGUUCCUGCCUGGAUUUGUAUUUGUCCAGAUUGAAAAGCUUGUGCCUCUGCCAGGCAGGCUGCCCAAGAUUUCCCUGUUUUCUUUGAUGUUUGAACUGUUGAAAUGAUGUUUUACGUAAACAGUUAUUAAUGAAACACACCCGAAGAGCCAUUCAAAAGGAAAUGGCUAUUGAAUUGCCUAUUCACAGUUUUUUCUUUCUAGAUGGUUUAGGAGAUGCGAAUAAAAAUAUUUAGUCUCUCUAAGCAUGGCUUGAUGUAGGCAGAAAAAUAAAUUCUGUUGAGAAGUUUAACACCAUGGUUUUAAUACAAUUAUGUAACCUAGUUAAAGAUAAUAGAUACUUUUGGCUGUCAUUUAGAAGUAUAUUUCUGUCUCAUUGUGUAGUCUUUUGCUCAGCAUUGCUCAGUGAUUCACUUUCUUAUGUUGAAACAUGUCAUACCAUAUGGUAGCUUAUGAAACAUGUCAUACCAUAUGGUACCUUAUGAAAAGAAUCAAAAACUACACAUUAUAGUAAACAUAUAAAGCUAAACCAGGAAAAAAUACACUCAGCCAAAGGAUAUUGAAGCUAAAAUUUCUAGUUAUUUAAAAAGAACUCUGAGAGUAAAAUAUUACAAACCACAAGAAGCUAAAAUUUUCACUACUGUAUGGGAUUCAUAAAUCAUAACAUGAAAAUACUGAUUUUUAUGCUUUUAUUACAUUCUUGAGGGAAAGCGUGCUGCUAACAAAAAUUAUUGUGUGGUGUUAUUUCAUUAAUGUAGUGUUAUUCAGAUGUUAGAAUUAUUUUACUAAAACCCGUUAUGCAUGUACACAUUGUCUGUGUAUAUAAAUAAAAUACUGUAUAUAAUAUCUUGAGAAAAUAAACUAUACCCUAUUGUACAAUAGAAGACUGUAUUUUAUCAAGAGUUUCUGGUGGCAAUGUAAACCAUGAAAGCAAGACUCAAGUGGUUUGUGUGUGUCACCAAAAGCCCAAGAUAAAAAUAUAACCUUAUAAUAUGUACACAGAGAGUGUAUUCUUUCUUGGGGGUGGAGUGGAAGAGUCAUAAUGUGUGAAUAUGAGCCAAAGAGAAUCACAGAUGCUGUAACUUCUGUAAACAUUCUUUUUCUUUUUUAAGGGCAACGGUGUGGGGGAGCAGAUUUUUCAGUUGCAAUAUUUCUUUGCUCUUCUCAAAAAUGAGUAGGUCAUACUUCUUUUUUUUCUCCUGUGUUUCCUACGUUUUCCUUAAACAGUAUGGUAAGAAACCAGAAAAUAUAAAUACUGGUGUUUGGGGAAGAAGAAAACCAAAUUGCAGAUGAUUUGGAACCUAAUUUAUCAGCCAGACCCUUGUUUUAUCUGUCAGACAAAAAACCUUGCCCUGAAUUUCUCCGUGGUUUGCCUUGUCUUUGAGGUAUCUCAAGGGAGUUCUAUAAAUGAGAAUUCUGUGGAAUAUUUAGAACUUCUCUUGGCUGAAAUGCCUUCUGUGUCAGGAUUUGAAGAACUCAGUCGUAGCAUAACCUCUUUUUCCUUCUUCUGAUACUAAAAGACCGAGUCAAGUUCAUUCUUUCUCACUGAAUUCAUUUGGACAUAAUCAGUAUCUCAUCCAGCUACAAAAAUUUAAGUGCAUCAUCUUAGCUCUGUGUCUUGUACACAUUGCCCUAUUUAGAGGAUGAGUUGUUCUGUGGAAAAAAGUUGCCCAGUAGAAGAAAAACAAGUAGGAAAAUUUAAAAGAAAUAACUCAGAAAACUUGAGUUUAGUUAAGCAGUCACUAAAAAGUAUUAGUGAGGGUUAGCGGUGAAGCAUUUAAAAGAAUGAUAAAAAAUUCAUUUGCAUGAAGAUAAAGAUUUUGUUGGCUGACUAACACAUUUUCACGAGCUGGUAUCUCAAUAUUUGUUUUGCUAUUGUAGGCCAAGCCAUUUAUCCUUUUGUCAGCAUGUGUUCCAACAGAGGGCACUGUAGCACACAAGAAUUUAGAUUCAUGUCUUCUACAAUGUGUUUAGGAGACACUCAUUCACUACUUUUUUUCCCCUGCUGUUUAAGAAUGAAUUUGAAAAUGAACAGCCAAGUUGAAAUCUCCUAGCUGCCUUAUUUGCAGUGCUUCAGACUGUCUGCCUCAGGAAUUAGCUGUCUGGUAGUAUUACAAGCCUACUAUCUUCAUCUCACAUAUGUAUUGUGAAAAAUACUACCGUUCCUGAGUAAGACGAAGAACAGCUUUUCUUUGCUGUAAUUUCAGAGAUUGUUAAUGAUGGCCAGGCUACAUCUUGGCAUGACCACUAAUGAAGGGGGUAGUGAGAGUAGAACCUCUAGGGAUUUUUCAUAGAAAGGGAAGAAUCCACUUACUGUUCAUGUGUGCUUUUAGCAUUCUUUCCAUGUGCUGAAAGUACUUGUGCCUCUCUAUGAUGUCUUAAUAAGUGUGCAAUAUCUUUAAUCUGGCAUGACUUAGUGCUUGCCGUACUUAAACGCUUAGCCCAAUCUAAUUGAGGAGUAGUUUGCA
Molecule: messenger RNA, 3467 nt
Organism: Crotalus tigris (Tiger rattlesnake)
Lineage: Eukaryota; Metazoa; Chordata; Lepidosauria; Squamata; Viperidae
Product: methylated-DNA--protein-cysteine methyltransferase-like
Exons: 4
Coding region: 115-498 (127 amino acids)
Biological process (GO): DNA repair
Cellular component (GO): nucleus
Molecular function (GO): methylated-DNA-[protein]-cysteine S-methyltransferase activity
Source: RefSeq, a predicted model, not a curated record